AUGGUGAAUGACGCUACGUCCACCCCUCCAGUUUUCCAGCUCGUCUUAGAGCGCUUCGUCGCUUUGACCUCACGGUUCCACGCUGCAUGGAGCGUAUUGGAAAGACUGACUAUAAUGGAGUCGGAGGCUGGCUCCAAGGGAGAAAUGUUACACCGGGACUUUCAGUCCAGCGAGACAGCGGCCGCAAUAACCGGAAAGGAGUGGGUG
Phytophthora sojae is the source of this 207-nucleotide messenger RNA. RefSeq lists its product as hypothetical. The record is from RefSeq and is a predicted model, not a curated record. Lineage: Eukaryota; Oomycota; Peronosporomycetes; Peronosporales; Peronosporaceae. The annotation marks the transcript as partial. The transcript has a single exon.